UCGGAGCGUUACUGAUGCCAAAGCCUUGUGGGUGGAGGAGCCUUCGCUCACGAACGGGAGUCCCUGCAUAAUCCCAGAGUGGAGGUGGGGGAGUUUGAUGUCUAACUUGGGGCAGCUAUACUUGCACCUAUGUUAGUAGUAGGAAGACUACCGUGGAUUUUGUGCAGCUGGGCGGUUAUAAAUGAUGCGAUUAGUAAUUUUUCUUUUGCUGCACCACAGUUGUUAUCAUGGUGGCUGCUGCCAGAGGAGUCACACGUGCCAUCACCGAGCGCGGGCUUGCGUUUGCGAACCCUGUCAGGGUUGCGGAACAAUCGAACCGGUGCGUAGGCGACCGCCGAUCUAGAUGAGAUUAGCGCUGUCGGAUUGUGAUUAGCGGCUG
Messenger RNA from Suhomyces tanzawaensis NRRL Y-17324, 379 nucleotides. RefSeq lists its product as uncharacterized. The record is from RefSeq and is a predicted model, not a curated record. Lineage: Eukaryota; Fungi; Ascomycota; Pichiomycetes; Serinales; Debaryomycetaceae. The transcript is spliced from 2 exons. The coding region runs from base 130 to 327 and encodes 65 amino acids.